This is a messenger RNA of Rubroshorea leprosula, 3428 nucleotides long. Lineage: Eukaryota; Viridiplantae; Streptophyta; Magnoliopsida; Malvales; Dipterocarpaceae. The record is from the annotation of a GenBank genome assembly.
CCUCCUUUGAUCCUUGAGAGGCUAUGAGGGAGUGAAAAUUGAGAGUGAGUGACACCCAAACACCUUGAACCCCAAAAAUGGAAUCUGGUUCUAGUUUCACAGCAAAAACACCAGUUUUCAAUGGUCAUAACUACCCAGUUUGGUCAAUCAAAAUGAAGGCUUAUCUAAGGGCCUUCAACCUUUGGGAAGUGGUGGAAACCGACCAGCAGCCACCACCUUUAAGGCAGAAUCCCACCUUGGCUCAGAUAAAGCAGCAUACUGAAGAAGUUACGAAAAGGAUGAAUGAGUCUGAAACUGUCAAAGAGUUUUUAGAUAGAAUAAUGAAGAUUGUGAAUCGAAUCAUAUUGCUGGAUGAUGAAGAACUCUCUGAUAAGAGGGUUGUUGAGAAGGUGUUGAGAAAAGCCUUAAGGUCCGAAAGCAAUGUGGAAGGUGCUCUCUCGACUACCGAAAAGGGUAAAAGCCAACAAAAGGAAGGAGCAAAGAAGCAAUUUUUUUAUAAGAAAUGGAAAGAAAAGGAGGAGUUUCAAAGAGAUUUCAAGGGUGGCCUGGUGUUCAGUGCAGGUCUUGUAAGCAAUUUGGUCAUGUUGAAAAGUGGAUGUACUCACCAUAUGACUCCAAAUGAGAGCUGCUUCAAAAGCCUUGACAAGAGUUUUACCUCUAAAGUCAGAUUGGGUAAUGGAGAGCUAGUAGAAGUCAAAGGAAAGGGAGUAGCAAUUGUUGAUACACCAACAGGUAUCAAGCUUAUUUAUGAUGUUCUAUUUGUUCCUGAGAUUAGCUACAACCUUAUUAGUGUUGCUCAGCUUGUUGAAAACAAAUACUCUUUGCACUUUCAUGACAAGCUAUGUGAUGUAUUUGAUGAAUUUGGAAAUUUGUUGUUAUCUGUUAAAAUGCUUGAUAGGAGUUUUCCUAUUGAAUGGAAAGAAACUCAAAUAAAGGCUUGCAGCAUGGUUUCUGGUAUGCCUCUUGUUCAUGUUGAUGAACAUGUUUGUAAAGUGUGUCAGCUUGGUAAGCAAUCGCAAUUGCCUUUUCCAUCUGGUCAAGCUCAUAAAGCUUCUAUGAAGUUGCAGCUAGUUCACACUGACAUUUGUGGUCCUAUGAAGACUGCUUCUUUAAGUGGAAAUAGAUAUUUCUUGAUUUUUAUUGAUGACUUUAGCAGAUUUUGUUGGGUGUAUUUUUUGAAACAUAAAUCUGAGGUAUUUGAUGUUUUCAUCAAGUUCAAAGCCUCAGUUGAAAACGAGUGUGGUUUGAAUAUUAAAACACUUAGAUUUGAUAAUGCAACUGAGUAUACUUCUCAUAGAUUCCAACAGUUUUUGCAGCAACAUGGAAUUCAUCAUCAGCUCACAAUUCCUUACACACCUCAACAAAAUGGUGUGAGUGAAAGGAAAAACAGAUCUAUUUUGAAUAUGGCCAGGUGUUUGCUAUUUGAGAAGAACUUGCCCAAGAAUUGUUGGGCUGAAGCAAUUUACACUGCUGUGCAUUUGCAGAACAGAUUGCCAACAAAAGCUAUUGAAGGCAAAACUCCUUUUGAAGCUUGGUUAGGGAACAAACCUGCUGUAGAUCAUUUGAAAGUUUUUGGUUGCAUUUGCUAUGCAUUUAUACCAGAUGAAAAGAGAGGCAAGUUGGAUGAAAGGGCAAAUACUUGUGUUUUUAUUGGUUAUAGCCUACAAUCUAAAGUUACAGACUCGAAUCAGGUUGCUAAAUUGAAUGACAAACCAGAACUUGAAGCAGAUUUUGAUGAUGCAGCUAAUGAAUCAGAUUUAAUUGAUGAUGCACCAGUGAGAGGAACUAGAACCGUGGAAGACAUUUAUAGUAGAUGCAAUUUGUCUACUGUUGAGCCCUCAAAUUAUUAUGAGGCUGCAAAUUCGGAUGCAUGGAGAGUAGCAAUGAAAGAGGAGCUCAAAAUGAUUGAAAAAAAUGACACCUGGACUUUGGUUGAUAAACCAAAAAAUAAAAACAUCAUAAGUGUUAAAUGGGUAUAUAGGGUCAAGAUGAAUUAUGAUGGCACCAUCAACAAAUAUAAGGCAAGAUUGGUGGUGAAAGGUUACUCUCAAUUGGCUGGAAUUGAUUUUACUGAGACCUUUGCACCUAUAGCAAGACAUGAAACUAUCAGACUAUUGUUGGCUCUUGCAGCAGACAAAGGCUGGAGUGUCUUCCAUCUUGAUGUCAAAUCAGCAUUUUUAAAUGGCAAAUUGGAAGAAGAAAUAUUUGUUGAGCAGCCAGAAGGGUUUGUGCAAGAUGGUGCAGAGAAUAAAGUGUAUUUGCUUAAAAAGGCCUUGUACGGGCUAAAACAAGCUCCUAGAGCUUGGAAUUGCAAAAUUGAUGAUCACUUGCUGAGUCUUGGAUUUGAGAAGAGUCUAAAGAUUGAUCAAUCCAGCAAAGGCAUUUUUAUUUGCCAAAGAAAUUUUACGAGUGAGAUUUUGAGCAAAUUUGCUAUGUCAAACUACAGGCCAGUUAGUAUUCCUUCUGUGUCAGGAGUUAAAUACAAAGCCAUUGAUGGUUCAACAAAUGUUGAUGUAAGGGUAUAUAGAAGUAUGAUUGGCAACCUUCUAUAUUUAUCUACCACCAGACUUGAUAUAAUGCAUGCUGUUAGUUUGCUUUCAAGGUUUAUGCAUUCACCUAUUGAAGUUCAUCUCAAGGGUGUUAAAAGAAUAUUUAGAUAUUUGAAGGCAACUGCUGGUUUUGGUGUUUUCUAUCCUAGAGCUGAGAAAAUUAAGUUACUUGGCUUUUGUGACAAUGAUUGGGCAAGGUCUGAGGAUGAUAUGAAAAGCACCACUGGUUUUUGUUUCACACUUGGAUCACGUGUUAUAAGCUGGUGUUCUCAAAAGCAAGAUGCAAUUGCACAUUCCACUGCAGAAGCUGAAUAUAUAGUUGCUGCAAUUGUUGUGGAUCAGGCUAUUUGGUUAAGGAAAUUGUUGGUUGAUGUUCAUCAUGCUCAAUCCAAUCCUACUGAAAUGUUGUGUGAUAGCAAAGCUGCAAUUGCUAUUGCUAAAAAUCCAAUCUUUCAUGGAAAGACAAAACAUUUUAAAUUGAAGUAUCAUAUUGUUAGAGUUGCAGAAAAUGAUGGUGAUAUUGUUAUGGUGCACUGUUCCUCUGCAAUGUUGUUGAUAUUUUCACUAAGGGCUUACAGAAGAUCAGAUUUGAAGCUCUUAGAAACAAGCUUGGCGUUUGCAGCUUGGAUGCCAAGGAAGAGUGUUGAAUGAAGUUCAGAUUUUUGUAGUUUUCGAAGUACUGUGCCAUCACAUGCUACAACAAUUCAGUGUCUGAUUUUUUGAUGUAAUUUAACCUUCGGUUAGGUAGCUUUUUGUUAACCUUCUGUCAGUAUAGGCACUUGAGUAGGGGGCUAAAAUUAAGCUACUUGUAGUUUGGUAAACUACUCUUCCCCUUUCCCGAAAGCUAGUGUUUAUUUUGCAUAAAAGGAGAAAUCAGUG